AUCGCGAAAAACUAGCCCCUAUGCGGAAUCCUACCACUCCUUUCAACAAAAAUGAUCACUUCCUCCCUCACACAUACAAACUAUCCAGAUAUUGCAGAUAUUCCACAUAACCACCCACGCAAAUCCAAAACAUCCCCAUCAACCCAACCACAAAAAUGUCAAAUAGUCCCAACAGUCCCACCGUCCGACCACAAGAAGACCACGAAGGACUCCAAGUCGUGCCCGACGAUGGUCUGCAAACGCCUGAACCAGAAGAAUCACCCAUGGACAGAGAUGUGAAAUUCCAACCGUAUUCGGCGGCGGCUGCUUACGGCGGCACAUUGAACGUCAGUGAACCCGGUUUUGAUGUUCCUCCAGGCCCGGAAUCACCUCCUCCGGCUUUUCAUCUUAUAAAUGAAUAUAAAAUAAGUAACAACAAUACCCUACCUAUUGAAGAUUCACCUCCCUCCGGAAACAGCCUCAAAAAAAAACGUAUAUGUGGAUUGAGGAAAAGAAUUUUUUGGUUAUUGAUACUACUGUUAUUUCUCGCUAUCGUUGGAUUAGCAGUAGGACUAGGCAUCGGACUCAGUGGGUCUAAAUCAACAUCUUCAGAGCCCCCAACCCCAAUUUCCAGCUUCUCAACCUCCUCCUCAACACCAGGAACAAAAACCUCCUCCGCCACCCCCUCAACCACCUCACCCAUUGGCCAAACCUGCGUCAACGGCACCGGCCCAGGAAACUACCUCGGCCUCUGCAACUUCUCCUGCAACUUCGGCUACUGUCCCUCUCCGUGCACAUGUCUCCAAUUCUCCAGCACCGCCAUCCCGGCACCCCCUAUCACUAAUACACCAGGCUUCCCUCUUCCGGGGGAAAACCCUGAUUAUACCGGUCUAUGUAGUUUUACGUGUAAUCAUGGGUAUUGUCCUGAGGGGGCUUGUACUACGGAUUCUGAUGCUGCUGGUGCGGGAAAUUCAUCGAUGACUACGGCUGCGGCUGUUUCGACGCCUAGUUCGGUUUCUUCGUCUUUGUUGGGUUCGAGUGCAGAGCCGUUGACUCUGACGCCGCCGACUAGUACGGUGGUUGUUACGUUGGUGGGGUCGCAGACUAGUACUGUUGUUGUGGGGCCGAGUACGACGACGGGUUAGGUUGGUGGAUCGGGUUUGGAUGUAUGGAUUGGGAUAUGAUGUUUAUAUUGAUUCUGGGUUAGAUACAUAUGGGGAUGCAUAUGCUGGAUAUCAGAUCAAGAAAUAUAGAAGGGAAGAAAAAGUUGACAUCUUAUAUGUAGAGAUGUGUGUAUUAUAUUUUUUAUUGUAGGUGUAAGGUUAUAUAUUGAUGGGUUCUCGAAAAAGGGGGCA
Molecule: messenger RNA, 1334 nt
Organism: Sclerotinia trifoliorum
Lineage: Eukaryota; Fungi; Ascomycota; Leotiomycetes; Helotiales; Sclerotiniaceae
Source: the annotation of a GenBank genome assembly